UAAAGGUUAGUGCAAGCCAAAAUUAAGUACAUUUCCUUUUAUAUUCAUCUUUGGUAGAUUUUUUGCCUUAUUUUGCAGGUGAAUAGUAAGUUUGGAAUUAUGGAAGGAUUCAGUGAAAGAACCAACUUACAAGGAUUACCACCUUGGCCUAGAAAGCUUAUUAGUGUGAGGCCAUUGGGUAUGGCUCCAUCAAUGCUCCCUUUGCUCGCCCCUAGUUCAUUUCAAUUCUGGAAAAAACCCUAUUUUUCCAACCCAGAUGACUCUUUGGCGGAUAAUCACAACAAGUAUCGAGACUCAUCGCCACAAUCAGAUGAGAAUCUUGAUACUUUUGUAACUCCUCUCUCUAGUGAUUAUCCUGUUAAACCAGAAAUUGUGUGUGGUCGUUCCGGGCGUAACCAGUUAGACCCCAACAUGGACCCUAAAAAGCUUAAACGAAUUAUUUCCAAUCGAGUUUCUGCACAAAAAUCUAGAAUGAAGAAGCUUCAAUAUGUCACUGAAAUGGAAAGAAAAGCGAAGGCUUUAGAGGUUGAAAUAGCAGUUCUCCGUCCUCAAGUCGUAAGGUUUAAAAACCAACAACAUUUAUUGCAAAUGGAGCAGAAGAAGUUAAAUCAGGAAGUCUCUGGUCGGGCCAACAACAAAUCAUUGAAAGAUGCUGAGAUUGAGGAGAAUAAAGCAGAAGUGAAUAGGUUGAGGCAACUCCAUUUAGCACAACAACAACAGAAUAUGCAAGGACAACAGAUGCUGCCUACUUGGAAUGAACAUGGGUUUGAGCAGAUAAUAAAUGAAAGCUUUGUUCAAUCUACCGAGCAAAUUGACGAGAAUAUAGAAGAAAUCGAUGAAUGGAGUAAAAAACAGGAGCUUGCACAAACGUGGAUAUCUACACUUUCAACAUCUCUUCUGGUGAAUCCUAAUGGAAACCUCAAUAUGAGCUCAAACCUUGGCGGCAUUGAACAAAUGCUCAGUCUCAACCAAAAUACCAAUAGUUGUGUCUUGUGAAUCUUUACUAACUGUUCACUUUUUUAUUUAUUGUCAACUUUUUAUGUUAUUUUUAUUUUAUUUUAUUUUUAAAUCUUGUUCUCGAAUUUUUAGUGUUUCUUUUAUUUUCCUUUUCAUUUAGGUUUAAUGAGCAAUAUUACCAUAUAUAAUGUAGAAUUUAGUUAUAUGUACUUCUUAUACUUCCAAUUUUAUACUAGCUUAUUUGAGGUAUAUAUGUAUAUAUAUAUUACUAUAUAAUAAAAGCCGUGAGGGAUGAACAGUAACAUCUCAA
This is a messenger RNA of Ricinus communis (castor bean), 1267 nucleotides long. Its product is annotated as basic leucine zipper 34-like. NCBI's taxonomy places the organism in Eukaryota, Viridiplantae, Streptophyta, Magnoliopsida, Malpighiales, Euphorbiaceae. Gene Ontology annotation, cellular component: nucleus. Gene Ontology annotation, biological process: positive regulation of DNA-templated transcription. The transcript has 5 exons. The record is from RefSeq and is a predicted model, not a curated record. Gene Ontology annotation, molecular function: DNA binding; DNA-binding transcription factor activity. The coding region runs from base 100 to 996 and encodes 298 amino acids.